This is a messenger RNA of Sinocyclocheilus anshuiensis, 1113 nucleotides long. RefSeq names its product eosinophil peroxidase-like. Bases 1 to 1113 code for a protein of 370 amino acids. The record is from RefSeq and is a predicted model, not a curated record. NCBI's taxonomy places the organism in Eukaryota, Metazoa, Chordata, Actinopteri, Cypriniformes, Cyprinidae. Gene Ontology annotation, molecular function: peroxidase activity; heme binding. The transcript is spliced from 10 exons. Gene Ontology annotation, biological process: response to oxidative stress.
AUGGACACAACAUGCUUGGAAUCCUUCUCAUGCUUGAUUCUUUCUGUAUUUGUGAUAUUGUGUCUGCCGCUGUCAGCCACAUCUCAUUUUCCUUCCCAGAAUGCAACAGUGUAUUUGGGAUCUAGUUUCAUUCAGGAAGCUUUACGCAGAGCCAGAGAGCUGACAGACGCCGCGUAUGCUCACACCAAUGAGAGAGUGAAGACGUCCGUUUCAGAUGGUUCUGUCCGACCCAGUGACCUGCUGGCCUUGUUCAAACAAACCGGCCCGAAAACCAGAAGCCACAUCACAUCCGCCGAGUUUCUGGAUAAUACUGUAGAGCUGAUCAGAGAGAUGGUUUACACACACUCCAUGGACAAACCCGACCUCACCGAGCUUUUAAGUGCAGAAGAUAUGGAGACCAUACUGCAGGUAACAGGCUGUUCCUCAGAGACGCUGAGACACGAAUCCUUCUCAUGCUUGAUUCUUUCUGUAUUUGUGAUAUUGUGUCUGCCGCUGUCAGCCACAUCUCAUUUUCCUUCCCAGAAUGCAACAGUGUAUUUGGGAUCUAGUUUCAUUCAGGAAGCUUUACGCAGAGCCAGAGAGCUGACAGACGCCGCGUAUGCUCACACCAAUGAGAGAGUGAAGACGUCCGUUUCAGAUGGUUCUGUCCGACCCAGUGACCUGCUGGCCUUGUUCAAACAAACCGGCCCGAAAACCAGAAGCCACAUCACAUCCGCCGAGUUUCUGGAUAAUACUGUAGAGCUGAUCAGAGAGAUGGUUUACACACACUCCAUGGACAAACCCGACCUCACCGAGCUUUUAAGUGCAGAAGAUAUGGAGACCAUACUGCAGGUAACAGGCUGUUCCUCAGAGACGCUGAGACACGUGUGUAAAUCUGACUGUGUGUCCAAACGCUACCGUACCAUCACAGGACACUGCAACAACAGAGAAAACCCUCAAUGGGGGGCGGCAAACACCCCUUACGCCCGCUGGUUGUCGCCGGAGUACGAGGACCCUCGAGGGGCCCCCAGGGGCUGGAACCCACAGCACACCUACCACAACCACACACUACCACCUGUAAGAGUGCAGGACAGUCUGAGAAAUACAGAUGGAGGUUUAAUUAUUAGUCUGUAA